This is a messenger RNA of Cucumis melo (muskmelon), 1738 nucleotides long. RefSeq lists its product as uncharacterized. Gene Ontology annotation, molecular function: hydrolase activity, acting on carbon-nitrogen (but not peptide) bonds. The transcript is spliced from 8 exons. The record is from RefSeq and is a predicted model, not a curated record. Bases 53 to 1291 code for a protein of 412 amino acids. NCBI's taxonomy places the organism in Eukaryota, Viridiplantae, Streptophyta, Magnoliopsida, Cucurbitales, Cucurbitaceae.
UUAUAUUUCUUCCAAUUUACAAUAACCCACAGGUCAACGUGAGAGUGGAAAAAUGGAAGCUUGCAGGAAGCGGUGUGAAGAAGCUAUGGAGUCGAAGAGCAAUCCCAACUUCAACUCUCUUACUCUUCUUCACAACGCUCUCAUCAUCACCAUGGAUUCCCACAGUCGAGUCUUCCGAAACGGCGGAAUUGCUAUCUCCGGUGACAAAAUCAAGGCCAUCGGUCACUCUUCCGAAAUUCUCCACCAAUUCUCUGCUUCUGCUCACUACAUUAUUGAUCUUCAUUCUCAAAUCUUGCUCCCGGGGUUUAUUAACACGCAUGUCCACACUUCUCAGCAGCUUGCGAGGAGCAUAGCCGACGAUGUGGAUUUGAUGACUUGGUUGCACCAUCGUAUUUGGCCCUACGAAUCCAACAUGACUGAGGAAGAUUCCUACAUUUCCACUUUGCUUUGUGGUAUUGAACUCAUUCAUUCGGGUGUAACAUGCUUCGCUGAGGCAGGGGGUCAACAUGUAUCUGGGAUGUCUAAGGCUGUAGAGUUGUUGGGUUUACGGGCGUGCUUAACUCAGUCAAUAAUGGACUGUGGGGAAGGGUUGCCAGCUCCUUGGGCUGCCGUAACAACUGAUGAUUGCAUUCAGUCUCAAAAGGAGCUUUACAAGAAGCACCAUAACACAGCAGAUGGGCGCAUCAGAAUAUGGUUUGGUAUCAGACAAAUUAUGAAUGCAACAGAUCGUCUAUUGAUUGAAACAAGGGAUAAUGCAUUAGAACUCGAAACCGGGAUCCAUAUGCAUGUUGCAGAGAUAGCCUAUGAGAACCUGAAAGUGAUAAAUGAACGAAAAGUUGAUCAUGGAACAGUUACGUACUUGGAGAAAAUACAGUUUCUGGGAAAGAAUUUACUUUCUGCACAUACUGUUUGGGUCAAUGACAAUGAGAUUAGUUUUCUUUCAAGGAAUGGGGUCAAAGUAUCCCACUGUCCAGCUUCUGCAAUGAGAAUGCUUGGUUUUGCACCUAUCAGAGAGAUGCUUGAUGCUGGUAUUUGUGUUUCCAUUGGAACAGAUGGAGCACCAUCAAAUAAUCGAAUGAGCAUAGUUGAUGAGAUGUACCUUGCAUCGCUGAUUAAUAAAGGCCGGGAAGUCUAUGCAAAUGGAACAACCAACCCCUCUGUUCUCCCUGCUGAAGUAGUCCUACAAAUGGCGACAAUAAAUGGAGCAAAAUCAGUACUUUGGGAUAAUGAAAUAGGAUCACUUGAAGUUGGGAAGAAGGUAGAAACUAGUGUGGAUAUUGCUCAAUCGUGACGGUUUCAGAGCUUAACUAUGACUUACUGGGCCUUUGGUCAUUAUAUAGGCCCAUUGGCAGAUGUAAUAAAUUAUUUGUGACAAAAAAUUCUGUUUUUGUCAUGCUGAUAACGGACUGUUACAAUGUCUAAAUAUUUGUGAAUGUUUAAGUUAGUACUCAUGCGUCGAUGUGAAAAUACUCAUAGGACUUAAGUUCAUGACAUGGCGACACGCCAUUUUCCAAAAAAGUAGGACACGACACGUUGGGGUCUAUGGGGACACAAAUUGUUGUGCAGGACCUUGUACUAACCCAUUUGAAUUUAAAUAACUAUUAACCAAUGUAAUUCCAAGCAUAUCAAAGUUAUGUAUAAAGAACAAAGGGCUUUUUUUGGAGUUAAAUUGGAUAAAUAAGACCACUGGCAUUUCUGCUGGUUUAGCAACUAAUGCAACCUGUUUUUUUCAAAUGUU